CGCUCGGAGUGCACUGAGAGUUCAAGAGCGCUGGAUGCAAGGGGAGCGGACACAUUUUGCCGAAAAGUGCUCACCGUAUCAGACGGCAUCGCUUGUGUGUGUUUGGAGUCGAGAGGAAGGAGUGUCAACUGUCGCUGCUGCUGUUUCGUUUCUUUUUUUGCAAUUUUGACUUGCAGGCAAGGGGAGCGAGCAGAGUGGAGGGGCGUUCAGGUGUGACACGGACGGCCGUGUAUCGCAUGUGAGAGAGGCAAAGUUGAGCGCAGGGCAGCACAGAGGAGAAAGCAGACCCGUCCACGCGCCAUGACGAAAGAAGGCUCUAGUCAUCCAAGUCCAAAUGAAGAUGGGUCUCAGCGCUGCAUGUCUGGCAGCAAUUAUGGCAGGAAAGACAGCAGGGUUAGAGCGCUAUCCCAUUCAGGAGUCCCAUUAGUGGGAUUGAUGUUCUUGGCCAUCAUCCCGUUUGGAGUGAGCAUCAAACAAAGUGUCCCUCGCGUCAAACUGAGCCAGAGAGAGCUGCUGCAAGCAGGCAGCGUUUCCUUGUUUUUGGGUCCCUCCGAUGGCCUCCUGUCCCACUCCCUGCUGCUGGAUGAGGAGAGGGGUCAUCUUCUGCUGGGAGCCAGGGAUCACAUCUACCUGCUUGACCCCGACAACCUGGCCAUAGGUCCCAGAAAGAUUCACUGGCCUGCACCUCGAGACCGAGUGGAAGUCUGCAAACUGGCAGGCAAAAAUUCAAAUGAGUGUGCCAACUUCGUGAGGGUGCUCCACAACUACAACUUGACGCAUGUCUACGCCUGUGGGACAGGAGCCUUCAACCCCAGCUGUGCCUUCGUUGAAAUCACUGGCUCCAGACAGGAUGGAGUGUUCAAGCUGCUGUCUGCUACAGUGGAGUCUGGCAGAUUAAAAUGUCCUUAUGAUCCAUUGCAGACAUUCACAUCAGUCCUCACAGACCAGUUUCUCUAUGCUGGCACUGCUUCGGACUUCUUGGGCAAAGACACGACGUUCACACGCUCCCUCGGCCCGCCACCUGACCAGCACUACAUUCGCACAGACAUCUCCGAAUACUACUGGAUCAAUGAGGCCAAGUUCAUAUCGGCACAGCCCAUCGCGGACACCUACAAUCCGGACGACGACAAAAUCUACUUUUUCUUCCGAGAGGUGUCGUGGGAAGGCAACGACAAGAGUAUCGUAUCCCGCGUGGCUCGCGUUUGCAAGAAUGACGUGGGUGGCCUGAGGAGUCUGACCAACAAAUGGACCACCUUCCUCAAAGCCAGACUUGUGUGCUCCAUUCCUGGACCCGACGGCGUGAACACACACUUUGAUGAGCUACAGGACAUUUUCAUGCUUCCUACAAGAGAUCCGAAGAACCCAACAGUGUAUGCCGUCUUCACCACCUCCAGCUCCAUUUUUCGGGGUUCGGCCGUGUGCGUGUACAGCAUGGCGGACAUUAGGGCCGCCUUCAAUGGGCCCUACGCCCACAAGGAGGGGCCAGACCACCGCUGGGUAGAGUAUGAGGGGAGGAUACCAUACCCGCGUCCUGGAACGUGUCCCAGUAAAACGUACGACCCUCGCAUCAAAACCACCAAAGAUUUCCCCGACGACGUGGUCAGCUUCAUCCGUUACCACCCGCUGAUGUUCCACUCCGUCUACCCACUGAGCGGCCGGCCCGCGUUCACGCGGGUGCGAGUGGACUACACCCUCACUCAGGUUGUAGUGGACAGAGUUUUAGCCGAGGACGGACAGUACGAGGUUCUCUUCCUUGGGACGGACACUGGCACCGUUUUGAAGGUGGUGAGCAUCACCAGAGACAAGUGGUCCACGGAGGAAGUGGUGCUUGAAGAGCUUCAAGUGUUCCAGGUUCCCACUCCGAUUCUCAGUCUGGAGAUUUCUUCUAAGCAGCAACAGCUGUACGUGGGCUCCAGCGAGGGUCUGGCCCAGCUUUCGCUCAGCCGAUGUCACCUGUACGGCCAAGCCUGCGCCGAGUGCUGCCUGGCCCGAGACCCCCACUGUGCCUGGGAUGGACACACGUGCUCCAGAUACGUCCCUGCGGCCAAGAGGAGAGCCAGGAGACAAGAUAUCAAGCACGGAGACCCUGCCAGCCAGUGUUGGGAUACAGAGGAUAGCCUCGGCGUUGGAAAGGUGGAGGAGGGAGUUCUCUUCGGUGUGCAGAGCAAUUCGACGUUCCUCGAGUGCAUCCCCAAAUCUCAGCAGGCCCACAUCAGCUGGUUCGUUCGCAGGACUGGAUCGGAACACAGGGAGCAGGUCAGGCCGGACGACCGUGUCAUACAAACGGACCGAGGCCUCCUGAUUCGUUCCCUGCAUGUGUCCGACGUCGGUGUGUACGAGUGCGAAGCUCAGGAGCACACUCACUUCGCGCACACACUCCGCCGGGUCACACUGCAACUUGUCCCUCACGGCCAACUGGACCGAAAACCUAAAGGUGGUGAAGACCUGAUGACAGAGCUACGGCACGGCCUCCGUUACAAAGACUACCUGAGGCUCAUGAGCUCCCCCGUGAGCUCCCUGGAGGAGUACUGUGACUCACUCUGGCUCGAGAAGAGGCCGUCGAAGGCCCGCGGCCGAGCCUUGGGCGUCGGCAAGUGGAAACACAUGCAGGAAAUGAAGAAGAGUAGGAACAGAAGGCACCAGCGAGAGAAGGAAAGAGUGACUGACAAACUGUAGUGGACGGCGAACGAGGAAGAGGGCUGGAAAAAUGGGUCGGACAGGUGAGUCCGUACACACAAAAACAAUUGGAAAGGUUAACAGUUGACAGCAUAACUUGCAAGCUGUUUUUUUGUACUCUAUUUUUAAGGCUUUGGUGUGAAAUGCUCCAAAAAUACAAAGCCUAACCGCCCAUGCGGAAAGUUAAUGACCAAUUAUUUAAUCGAUUAAUCGUAAUUCAUACAAAAAAAUUUGAGAUUCCCCAAAUUAGUACGUAAGUUGGAACAUUUCAGGAGCAAAAUAAAAUUUUGCUGCAUGCUGUGAAUGGGGUAAAAAGAAGCACCAUCUGGUAGACAAACUUGAGAUGGGGGUCUCAAAUUUACGAUGAAAUUCUGUUCCGCUGGCAACCACGCUACCCAAAUGUAAAUGUAAUUUGGAGCAGUUAUCAUUUCAGUUGCUGUAGACACAAUAAAAAGGUGUGUAAGUUUGCUCCAUGCUUUGAACGGGGCAAAAAGUUGUGCCAUCUGGUGGACACACUUGAGAGCCAGUAACAGGGGUCUUCAGUUUAUGUCGGAAUUCCAUUCCGACAGCGGCUACACAACCCAAAUUUGUACAGCAUUUAAUUUGGAACAAUUUCCAUUUGAGUACAGAGGCAACUUUGUAUAAAAUGGUGUGAAAUUUUGCAGCAUGCUUUGAAUGAGCUCAAAAGUAGCAUCAAUUGGAGACCAAACUUGAGAGCCAGUAACAGCAUUCCCAGGCUUACAACGGAAUUCCCUUCUUACGGAGGCGCUAUAACUAGGGGUGGGCGAUAUGAAUCGCCUUCGAUAUAAUAGUCAACGUUGCUUUAACGAUGUGCACUUUUAUGUUAAGAGUAUUCAUACUGUCUCUAAAAGAAAGCAACCGAAUGGGUGCAUGGACGGCAUAUGAGGAGAGAAAAGUGGAAGUGCAUGAAAGUCCUCAUUUGCCAAAUCAGCGGACAUGAUUCACUCACGUGACUCAGUGGCGGGCAAAAUAAACUCUCGCCCUCAAACUAGCGGGCCGAGCAACCUUUUCAGGAGUUUAGCAGCUGAAAAAGUGGGUGAAUUGAAACAAUGGACUUCAAAAGAAAGGAUGUAUAGCGUUUUGUUGGCCAACUGGAAAGUGACACAGGUUACCGACUACAUGCUGGCUUCCCAAGCGUGGCCAGUUUAAAAGCAAAACAAAGAGAAAAGACGGCGCUGUUACCAUCGUAUAUUCACUGGGGGAUUCAUUCAUUUUGGAUAACAUUUACAAAGAAAACUGCGCGCUGCCAAAGUCAUCCCAAACGCUGGUGAGGCUAACGGAGGAGCUAGCUAGCAUAGCCCUACUGGCGCAGCUGUUUGUAACUAAAUACUGUAUUUCACUAUCCCGUCACCGAUCACCCACUGCUUUAGUUAUUUGAACCCUGUACUGUAUUACCAAUUUCGGCUGCUAAACUUGUCACCGGGAAUUAAAAAAAACAAAAGAUUCCGGUCAUGACGUCACAUUUCAUCAUUUCAAAAUUAUGUGUGGGCCCGCAAGUGCGAAGUUUGAUCUUUUUUCCAUUUCACCCUUCAUAAGAAACACCUUGUCAUGUGGAAAGGUUUAAAACAUUAUGAAGCUCGUAAAUCUAAUUUCCCUCACGGCAUGAAAAAAGUAUCCAUCUAUCCAUCCAUCCACGACUUCCGCUCAAGAAAAAAUUUGAAAACCUACAAAACACACAGAAAACCUUUGCCGAGUCAUUUAGUACACACCCACUAUUUGAGAAAAACAAGUAAACGUUGGCAAGACAACGCCAUCAGCUACAUUUCUUUCGGCUGUUUUCUAGCCUAAUUUGUAUGACAGUGUGCAAACUUGUCUAUUUUAUUUAAAAUAUUUAUCUUCAUUUUUGGACAUUUAAAAAAAAUAUUUUUUAUAAAAAGCUUAACUAAAAUAUUAUUGUGUAAACCUGAUUUGGCAUAUUCUCCUGUAUACGGUCUGGGCAUGAGUUAUGAAUUGUUAAAUACUGCCAUACAUAUUCUUGUGCAAUGUCAAGGAUUAAGGAUAAAUGUCCUCGGAAGCAAGCAGAGCUUUACACCACUUUUAUAUAUAUAUAGGAUAUCUGUCAAAUUGCCGUUAUCGUAAAAUUAAAAAAAAUAAAUAAAUAAAAUAAAAAAGAUAUUUUCAUUGCCCAUAUAUCGCCCACCCAUAGUUAUAACUCAAAUUCAUACGUUAGUUGAAAUGAGUUGCAGUCUAUCUUUAACCUAUGCUAAUGCAGUUGUGACAUCACAACUACAAUAAAUAUUUGUAUGAAAAACAACCCAAUGAAAAGCAGUAUGACUGUAUCUGCACAAACUAGUUCAUUGCCAGGUAGUAACCACUAAAUGUCCUAUGUCUGUACCGUCGGGAACCGAAGACCCCCUUUAUCCAUUUAAAUGCCAGAAAAUACGAUUUUUAGUCUGUGUUUCCUUUUUACCGAUUAUUUUAACAUUACACACUGUCAAACAAUUACAAUAGCUGAUGUCAGGUUGUUGUUCUUAAAGGUCAGAUGACUUGUAGCCAAGUAGUGCACUCAAUUUUGUCUCCAGUGACACAAAAUGAACAUAACGGCUGACGAUUUAUUCACCGAUUAUCAUGCCCAUCCCUACUUUGGUCAUUGAGAGAUUCGAAACUAUUGUUAAAUUAGUGAUCAUGGGAAAACUGUUUCCUCUUGAGGAUGACAAUGCAUUCAUGUUGAAUGACUGACUGUAAAUAAUUGUAUGACUUGUAUAGAAUAUACAAGGUGCAUCUCAAUACAGUCAACCCCCCGUCUCUGCCGCAAAUAGUGAAAGUCCAUGAGCAAUUGACACCCAGACAAAAAUAUUGUACGUAAUUGUCAAAAGAUGCCAGCAAGGCACUUUUUUCUAUUAGACAAAGCUACGGCCUAACAAAAUGGAAGCUCCUCUCCUCAGUUCAACAUAGAUGCUUGGCCCGAAAAUGCCACCAGAUAGGGCCAAAGCAAUAUUUUUAUACAAGACAUGGCUUUGGCCUGAGCACAAAAUGGUAAAUAGACGAGUUUUUCAACAAAUAACAGGAAAGGUUUCCUCAAAAAAUGUGUGCGUGUGUGUUUUGGGGUCACUGUAAAUUAGAAUAUCCUAGAAAAGUUCAUUUAUUACAGAAGUUGAAUUCAAAAAGUGAAACUCAUUUUCAUUGAUAUUAAACAUUGUUCAGAAGGCCAAUUCUUGCCCAAUUCCUAUAUUAAAAUAAUUUUGCUUUCUUGAGAAGUGAUUGAUAUUUUCAUUAGCUGUAAGCUAUAAUCAUCCAAAUUGAAUCAUAAAAUAUUUCACUCUGUUUGUAGUGAAUCAUAUAAGAGUUGGACUUUUUUAAAAUGUAACUACUGAAAUAAAAUUGUGUUUUCUACAAUAUUCAAAUUUGUUGAGAUGCACCAGUACAUGUCCAGUAAUUAGUGCUUUUUAUGAUAAAUACGAAGGCUGUGAUGUCAGGGGCAGCCAAUAUUAUAUUUUUGUACUGUCAGAUCUUUGUUUUUUGCUGAAACUAUUUAAAUAAAUAUGUCAUG
Molecule: messenger RNA, 6187 nt
Organism: Phycodurus eques (leafy seadragon)
Lineage: Eukaryota; Metazoa; Chordata; Actinopteri; Syngnathiformes; Syngnathidae
Gene: sema3d
Product: sema domain, immunoglobulin domain (Ig), short basic domain, secreted, (semaphorin) 3D
Exons: 18
Coding region: 301-2676 (791 amino acids)
Biological process (GO): negative chemotaxis; semaphorin-plexin signaling pathway; negative regulation of axon extension involved in axon guidance
Molecular function (GO): semaphorin receptor binding; chemorepellent activity
Source: RefSeq, a predicted model, not a curated record